This is a messenger RNA of Magallana angulata, 3051 nucleotides long. RefSeq names its product antiviral innate immune response receptor RIG-I-like. NCBI's taxonomy places the organism in Eukaryota, Metazoa, Mollusca, Bivalvia, Ostreida, Ostreidae. The record is from RefSeq and is a predicted model, not a curated record. The transcript is spliced from 14 exons. The coding region runs from base 72 to 2843 and encodes 923 amino acids. Gene Ontology annotation, cellular component: cytoplasm. Gene Ontology annotation, molecular function: nucleic acid binding; ATP binding.
CAAUUCUAUUGAUAGAAAUAAGCACUUCCUGUGUAAAUAAGUUUCGUUUUUCCUUCUGGAUCGUCACAAUAAUGGCGAAGAUAACUCAACGGUUUUUGUCAGAGGUGAAGGAGCACUUAGAACCAAGCGAUGUUUUGGAUCAUUUUACGUCCCUACCAGAAGACGAGGUUUAUAUGAUAACUCAGCUACAAGAGGCUGGCCACAGAGAAAAAGCAUGUAUGAAGUUUUUGAAGUUAAUCCUUAAAAGGGAAAAUGAGGAGGAGAUAUUGGAAAAUGUUGACAAACUCAUCAAUGCUUUCAGAGAAGAAGGCUACCAGAGGCUGGUGGAUUGCUACGAGAACACUGACGAUGAAGACCGAGCUGCCGAUGAAGAUUUCAUGGAAUUCCUGUUCAAGAUGACAAAACCGGAACUGAUGAAUGAAAUCGACGCAGCCUCUCUGAUCCCGAUCUUAUUGGCCAAAGGUUACAUCAAGGUCAAGGACCAGCAGUACCUGAACUCUCUACAGGUUGGGGACAGGUCUGAGGCCUGUAGGGAGCUGGUCAGGAGGAUGAAGAAGAAGCACAAACACUGGGCCGCGGCGCUGUUCGACGCCCUUAAUGAGACCCAGCCAGCGCUACUGACAAAAAUCGACCCCGGCGCAACAAACGAUGAACUAGUACAGAAAGGAUUGGUAGCAGCCCCGGAGAGUAGUCCAGCCCCGUCCACUGAAAUUGAUUCUGAAGAGGAGUAUAACUCUGACCUUGAAAAAUACGACAAAGAAGUGAGUGAGAAAACUAUGAAAAGGAAAAAAGUGCCGGAAAUGAGACUUCGUCCUUAUCAACUAGAACUGGCAGAAAGCGCAAUAAAUGGUCAUAAUACAAUCGUGUGUGCUCAUACUGGAACCGGAAAAACGUGGGUCGCUCUUCAUAUUACAAAGGAGCACCUGUUGAAAAAUCCUGAGGGUCGUGUGGUUUUCCUUGCCAGAACAAAUGCUUUAGUUGAACAGCAAUUUAACUUGUUCCAAAAGUACAUUCCAGAUAAAAAAAUUUACCACUUACACACCGCCACGAAGGAGUGUCUAGGAAUGAACCUGGUGUUUGAGGACCACCACGUGUUUUUCCUGACGCCGCAAAUCCUACUGAACAACAUCAACAACAAAAGGAUCAGCCUGAGUGACGUAUCUCUGCUGAUCUUUGACGAGUGCCACCACACCAGGAAACGAGAGCCUUACAACAACGUAAUGAAGCAAUACCUAACGAUGAAGAGGAAGGAGAAAAAAGUUCCACAGGUAGUGGGUCUGACGGCAACAUUAGGUGUGGGGGAUUCCACCACGGAGAGCGGGGCGCUACAGCACAUGCUCAAACUCUGCGCCAAUCUAGACGUUUACGAUAUCUCGACUGUAACGAAAAACAUAGAGGAGUUCCAAAAACAUGUAGCUAUUCCAAAACGAGAGACGAUCAAAAUGGGAGAAAAAGAAAAGGACCCUCUAAAGAGUAUUAUUCUUCAAAAUAUUGAACGAAUUGAGGAGUAUAUCAGCACCACAGAAGUAAACAACAACAAACAACUAAACCCGAUGUGGCAGAAAAAGCCAAAACGGAAGGACGGUAAACACUACCAAAGGUGGACAGUCCACUUCCGGAACAAGGUGUCAUGUAAACUAAGGAACAACAAACAGCUGGUGCGAGAAGUUCACGCCGCCAUGACACAUCUAGCGGCUUACAACGAGGCCCUCGAUGUCAACUAUUUGAUGAACAGGGAUCAUGUCAUUGAACAUCUGCAGAGGAAAUUCGAGGAUGACCUCAAAACGAUUGACACCGCAAGUACAAAAGAAAAAGAGUUCCUACAAAUGAUAAUGGAAUUUUGUAAGAAGGCUGGAGAGAUGAAAGUCGAGAUGAAUCUCUACCUUAAGUUGAUGAGAGAGAAAAUGGUUGAAUUUGUGGGAGAAUACGAGGAAGUGAAGGGGAUGGUCUUCAUUCAGACGAGAGCCACAGCGUUCGCCCUGGCACAGUAUCUGAGUCAGGAGCUGGCAUCACUGGGGAUACGAGCAGCUCCGUUCACUGGGACCAACUCAUCGGAAACCAGUAAAGGAAUGCCGGAUGCACAGAAAAAUGAAACCCUGGACAACUUCCGUAAAGGCGAUGUGAACGUAUUGGUGGCGACCUCUGUCGGCAGUGAGGGGAUUGAUGUUCCUGACUGUAACUUUAUCAUCACCUACAACUACACCGGAAACGAGGCGAGCGUUAUCCAGAUGAGCGGUCGAGCGCGCAGACAUGGUUCCACUGUAGCUCACAUAUCUGACCAGGCUAUCCAGAGACGAGAGGAAGUCAGUCUUCAGAAGGCUAGACUAAUGGACGAAGCUUUCCGACGACUGUACAUGAUGCACCCAGAUGACCGUAUGGGUAAAAUCCUUAAAUACCAAUCUGAGAUACGAAACGUUGACGAUUCGCUUUCGGUGGACGAAGCGAGCAAAGCCAAGAAACCUUUCCAGUUAAUAUGCUUUAAAUGCCACGCCCAGGCCGUCAGCAACACUGACUUGAGGUUAUAUGUCGGACAGCAUCGUGUUGUGACGAAUCCCGACUUCCGGUCACGUUGUGAGUUUGACACCAACACGACGCCAUCUAGGUACACUAUAUCUAUCAUCAGGUGCGUCAAAUGCAAGCUGAAGUGGGGAACAACCUUCAAAAUCGAGACGCUGGAGAUCCCCGUCCUGAAAGUGACCGCCUUUUUGUUUACGACGGGAGGCGAGGAGCCCCAUCGAUUCAAGAAAUGGGGAAAAGUCAGCCUCCAUAUUGAAAGCAUCGACAAACAGGAACUUCUGGAUAUAUACAAGGACACUCCGGAAUUAGAAGAACCGGACGACUGAAGAAACGAAAAAAAAGAUAAGACCAUCUGUUACGAAUAUUGUCAUACAUACUAUCUAUUAUUCUUUUGAAUCAAUAAAACAAUAUCCGAUUACGAUUAUAUAAUUGUGAACAAUUUCAUUAUGAAAAUGGGCUUUAAUUUUUUAUCAUCUUUUAUAUUGAAUUAAAAAUUGAGAAUGUCUUGACAAAUAAAAUAACUUUAAAUAUUAA